Alligator sinensis (Chinese alligator) is the source of this 1728-nucleotide messenger RNA. RefSeq names its product glucokinase (gene GCK). The transcript is spliced from 10 exons. Gene Ontology annotation, cellular component: cytosol; mitochondrion. The coding region runs from base 1 to 1398 and encodes 465 amino acids. The record is from RefSeq and is a predicted model, not a curated record. Gene Ontology annotation, molecular function: fructokinase activity; mannokinase activity; D-glucose binding. Lineage: Eukaryota; Metazoa; Chordata; Crocodylia; Alligatoridae. Gene Ontology annotation, biological process: glycolytic process; intracellular glucose homeostasis; glucose 6-phosphate metabolic process.
AUGCUGGAUCACAGAGCCAGGAUGGACAGCUCCAAAAGGGAGAAGGUGGAGCAGAUCUUGUCCGAGUUCAGGCUGAAGGAGGAAGACCUGAAGAAGGUGAUGUACCGCAUGCAGAAAGAGAUGGACCGGGGUCUCAAGCUGGAGACGCACAAGGAAGCCUCUGUGAAAAUGCUGCCCACUUAUGUACGCUCCACACCCGAGGGCUCAGAGGUUGGGGACUUCCUCUCCUUGGACCUUGGGGGCACCAACUUCCGGGUGAUGCUGGUGAAGGUGGGCGAGGGUGAGGAAGGGCAGUGGAAGGUGAAGACCAAGCACCAGAUGUACUCCAUCCCAGAGGAUGCCAUGACCGGGACAGCGGAAAUGCUGUUUGACUACAUCUCUGAAUGCAUCUCUGACUUCUUGGAUAAGCACCAGAUGAAGCACAAGAAGCUGCCACUGGGUUUCACGUUCUCCUUCCCUGUCCGGCAUGAGGAUAUUGACAAGGGAAUCCUCCUGAAUUGGACCAAGGGCUUCAAGGCUUCAGGAGCUGAAGGGAACAAUGUUGUGGGGCUCCUGCGAGAUGCCAUCAAGAGACGAGGGGACUUCGAGAUGGAUGUCGUCGCCAUGGUCAAUGACACAGUUGCCACUAUGAUCUCCUGUUACUAUGAAGAUCACCGCUGUGAGGUUGGCAUGAUAGUGGGGACGGGCUGCAAUGCCUGCUACAUGGAAGAGAUGCACAACGUGGAGCUGGUGGAGGGCAAUGAGGGCCGGAUGUGCGUGAACACUGAGUGGGGCGCCUUUGGGGCCUCGGGGGAGCUGGACGAGUUCCUCCUGGAGUACGACCGCGUGGUGGACGAGACUUCACUUAACCCCGGUCAGCAGCUCUAUGAGAAGAUCAUUGGCGGGAAGUACAUGGGGGAGAUUGUGCGGCUGGUGUUGCUCAAGCUGGUCAAUGAGAACCUGCUCUUCAACGGAGAGGCCUCGGAGAAGCUGAAGACCAGGGGUGCCUUUGAGAGCCGCUUUGUCUCACAGAUUGAGAGCGACUGCGGGGACCGCAAGCAGAUCUACAACAUCCUGACGGCUUUUGAGCUGCUGCCUACAGUCACAGACUGUGACAUCGUGCGCAUGGCGUGUGAAAGUGUCUCCACACGAGCCGCCCAGAUGUGCUCAGCCGGGCUGGCCGGUGUCAUUAACCGCAUGCGUGAGAGCCGAAGCCAGGACACACUCAAGAUUACUGUGGGGAUUGAUGGCUCCGUCUACAAGCUCCACCCCAGCUUCAAGGACCGGUUUCACACGGCUGUCCGGCAGCUCACGCCUGGCUGUGACAUCACUUUCAUCCAGUCGGAGGAGGGCAGUGGCCGGGGGGCCGCCCUCAUUUCAGCUGCAGCGUGCAAAAUGGCUUGCAUGAUUGGCCAUUGAGGGGGUGAGCGGGGAUUGACCUAAGGACUAUGGCAGCAGAGGCCACGCCUGGGACAUGGCUCCCUCUUGAGUUCUUUAGAGCGCUCCCCAGAGCCGAGAGACAAUGAGGGAGAGGUACCCAGUGGGAAGGGGGAGAAGCCUUUUCCAGCCCAGCAUAUCCACCCGCCUCCAGCCUGCUCUGCACCAUGCCCUCACCACGCCAGGUUCAGUCUCUCCCCUCGCUGCCCCUAUUCCCUCCUUUGCUGCUUCCGAGCCAGGCUCACGCCAUAACUGUGGAGAUCUCCUCCUGCUGUUGGUUUGUGGGGCACAGCAGGGGCAGGGCUUCACCCA